UGAGAGGUGCGGAUAGGUGAGGGUAAAGCUACGCUAGCGGAUUAAAUUUCUUCAUAAAUUCAAGUUGUCAGCAAUUUUGAAACAUGUCUGCUGAUAAAGAAGAUGAAACUACGACUCUACCUUGUGUUAUAAUUACAAGCUGUGAUUCGGGGUUCAAGGAGCAGGACUUAGUCAGGCAAAUCCUGGGCAUGUCGUCAUUACCCAAACCCACAAAAAAGGAGGACAAUGUGAUUUGGUAUCCAUGGACAAUAAACAACAAAUAUUACACUGCCGAUGUCAGUCUUUGUGUUGUGCCAAGCCCAUUUAAUAUGAAUUUAGAGGUGGCUCAGUCUGCACAGGCUUUCAUCGUCUACUUCGAUAGCAAAACGAAAGACGGUCUAAAUGCGGUCACUCCAUGGUUAGCACUCCUGGAAGAAAUUACUCUGGAAGUUCUCAUCUUAGUGUGUGACCAUGUAUGUGAAAACGGUGUAAGCAGACAUGAAGCUCAGCAGUGGUGCCUCGCUCACGCAUUUGAACUGGUGGAGCUCAACCCUCAGGAACUGCCUGAUGAGGAUGAUGACUUCCCAGAAUCCACUGGAGUAAAUAGAAUUGUUCAGGCUCUGAACGCCAAUGUCUGGUCCAGUGUAGAGAUGAAAGAUGAACAUAAUCAGGGAUUUGGCCUGAUGAGCAGUUUGGUCGCAGCACAUCAUAAUAAUCCACGACCAACAGCAGAGACACAGGGCUUAUCUGCCUGUACAGAAGGAAACACAGAAGCACCGAAGACUGAAAGCAGUCAGAACAGCACAGAGGGGGUGAACUCGGUAGUAGACCCAAUGACUGACUUGGACAUUCAGGAGCUGGCCAAUCUCACAGCUGGGGAUGCGGAUGUGGACAAUUUUGAGCGUCUCUUUACUAAACUUAAAGAAAUGAAAGAUAAGGCCUCUUCAAUGCCUCGUGAACAAAGGAAGGUGCAUGCAGAAAAGGUUGCCAAAGCAUUCUGGAUGGCGAUCGGCGGCGACCAGGACGAGAUCGACGGCUUGUCUUCGGGAGAAGAGAGCUAAAACCAUGUAACGUCUGUUAUUCAUAACUCCCUGCCACCAAGAUCCUUGGCCUUGGGUCGUGCCAUCAAAUAUAUGAGCAGAUAUGGUGGGGAGAGCAAGCGCUCCAGCCCCAAGACUUUAAUAACCUGGUGCAGAACCAUUACCAGCUGCUGGCAUUAAAUAUUGUAAUUUAGGACGGAUGGGAGAGGGUGCGGCUCCCCACAUCUGCCUUCUGUAGUGGGUCUAAACCAACGUGAGCAAGUUCAUGCACCAGAUGCAUAGACGUGUGUGUGUGUGUGCGUGUGCGUGUGUGCAUGCAGGCAGUCUUUGGUUCUUCGGUUGAGGACUGUACUUUGUGCUGUUGUGUAUAAUUUUGUUCCCAGUAUAAAGGGGCAGAAUUAUGGACAAAGCCGAUAGUUGUUUUUUGGAUUUGCAAAUGUUUUGUACAAGUAAUCUUACCUUAUCAUGAUCUGACUAAUUAUUUCUAAUACUAAUCACCUAUUAAAAUGAUUAAUGAUGCUAAAUUAUUUAAUAUUUCUAUUAAAAAUGAUGAAUCGUU
This is a messenger RNA of Trichomycterus rosablanca, 1578 nucleotides long. It is a transcript of the gene aagab, whose product is annotated as alpha and gamma adaptin binding protein. Lineage: Eukaryota; Metazoa; Chordata; Actinopteri; Siluriformes; Trichomycteridae. The record is from RefSeq and is a predicted model, not a curated record. The coding region runs from base 84 to 1040 and encodes 318 amino acids. The transcript is spliced from 10 exons.